Molecule: messenger RNA, 1029 nt
Organism: Closterium sp. Naga37s-1
Lineage: Eukaryota; Viridiplantae; Streptophyta; Zygnematophyceae; Desmidiales; Closteriaceae
Source: the annotation of a GenBank genome assembly
AUGGAAGGACGCGUAGACCAGAUUGAGAAUUGCUCAAAUCCGAAUCCCGCGGAAGCGGAUUCCGACUCGGCGCGCAGCAUCACACGACGGGCGUACGCGCGCGUGGGGCUGUUGGGGAAUCCCAGCGACGGCUACAACGGAAAGACUCUUUCCUUCUCCCUCGCCAACUUCUUCGCCGAAGCGGAACGAUCCAAGAAGCAGCGGCUUGACCACGCGGAUGGCGGCGUUUGUCUUCUAGUGUCGCUGUGCGCGUGUGUCCACGACCACUGCCAGCAGCAUGGCGUUGACUUGCCACAACCCGCCGCCUUCACUCUCUCCUACUCCACCAACAUUCCUCGCCAGGUGGGCCUGUCAGGAUCCAGUGCAAUCAUUGCUGCCGCCCUCAGCUGCCUCCUCCAUCAUUUCCACCUCCACUGCGCCAUUCCCGUACCUGUGCGCCCGAACCUCAUCCUUGAGGCUGAGAGCAGGCUCGGCAUCACCGCGGGCCUGCAGGAUCGGGUCAUCCAAACCUACGGUGGACUGGUGUUCAUGGACUUCAACCAACCACACCUAGAUGCGCAUGGCUAUGGCAUGUACCAGCCCAUGAAUCCGGCCCUCUUGCCGCCUCUGCAGAUCAUCUUUGCAGCCAAUCCCAGCGACUCAGGCCACGUGCACAGCUCCGUGCGUGCCAGGUGGCAGGCCGGUGACGUGGCGGUGUGCCAGGCCAUGGCUGACGUGGCAGCGCUGGCAGAGGAGGGGCGGGAUGCUCUGGUGGCACGGGAUUGGGGGAAGCUUGCUCGGCUGAUGGACCGAAACUUUGACCUGCGCAGGCAGAUGUUUGGGGACGAGGUGCUGGGGGAGGUGAAUCUGAGCAUGGUGCAGGCAGCACGGGCAGUGAGGGCAGCAGCCAAGUUCACAGGCAGCGGUGGUGCUGUAGUGGCGUUUUGCCCUGAGGGGGAGCAGCAGAGAGCGAGGCUCAAAGAGGAGUGCAGGGAAAAGGGGUUCUGUGUGGUGGAUGCUCAGGUGGCCUCUGCUGUGGAGUUGGAUUGA